Messenger RNA from Colletotrichum truncatum, 1857 nucleotides. RefSeq lists its product as uncharacterized. The record is from RefSeq and is a predicted model, not a curated record. Gene Ontology annotation, biological process: protein N-linked glycosylation. NCBI's taxonomy places the organism in Eukaryota, Fungi, Ascomycota, Sordariomycetes, Glomerellales, Glomerellaceae. Gene Ontology annotation, molecular function: alpha-(1->6)-fucosyltransferase activity.
AUGCGAGCAAAAAUGCCGGCCCCUUUGGACCUUAGCAAAUCCAAGCUGUCGAUAUCCGAUCCUCGGAUGAACCUACGAAGAUCAGCCUCACACACCAACUCCAACUGGGAAAAGGUUCCUCUGUCUGCGACUUCAGCCCGCUUCAGCUUCAACCACCUCCUCUUCUCAUCUCCGCCACCAUCCCCAAGUUUACCGGCCCUCAUCACGCCGCCCAGAAAAUCACCCAUCCACCCUCGACCCAGCCGUGUAUUCCGCCUAACCUUCUGGACCGCUUUUGCGGUUCUGCUGCUUUACUUUGCGACCUUUCCCUUUCGAACCGGCUUUGGCGUACCGACGCUCAACCUGUCGUACCUCUCGAACCACGAUGACUUUGAAAUGGUUGGGCAAGAUGACUUGCCUGACUUUCCCACACCUAUUGUCAUUACCGACCGAAAUGGGAAUUCCAAGUGGACAGUAUCGAUUCCCCCGAGCUACGACUUCCCUCUUUCUGUGAAGGAGUAUGGGGAGAUGUGUAAGAAGUGCAGGGAGGUCGCUGCACGCGUCAGGGACAUGCGCCAUCGUACCCAAAUUCCCGGCCAGAACCUCUUGAGCGCCGAGGCUCCGAACGACCCGUACUUUGUCGAUGUAGCGGAAGCUCAACAGUCCGGUCUUCUCCCAGAAGUUACUGACAAAUGGCCGAGCAAGGGUCAGGGCCGGGAUGGAGCCUUGGUCGGAGAGAAUAAGGACUCGCUAGUUGAGAAACCUUUGUGCCACAGUUCGAUGACUUUCAUACUGGAGACGGCAGAUGCUGGCAUCGGACACACAAUCAUGCAACUCUGGACCUUUUACGGGCUUGCUCAAAGGCAACGCAGGGCCUUCUUCAUUGAUGACUCCCGCUGGGCCUACGGCAAGUACACCGACCUCUUCCAAGCGCCUCCGGUUCCUAACUGCCGACCUCCUCCACGCCAUGAGAUGAUUCCCUGUCCGCCCAGCGCUCGCCAUCUCGUUGUCACCUCCGAGACCACCAAGGAGAUGUGGGCCAGCUCCCUUGCCAAGCCCCAUUCCGACUUCCGAGCGCAGGAUGAGGAUGGCCUGAAAGAGCUUUUUGAUCUCGCGCAUGAGGGCUACCGAGCUCUUUACUAUCUUAACAAGGAUGACAGCCAGUACGUCACCAAACGAGUCAAGGAGAUCAGGACCAAGGCGCUCUCGGGAGAUGGAAACUCCAAUGGUCUCGUAGUCGGGGUUCACGUUCGACACGGCGACUGUCACCCUCUUGAGUAUCAGUAUCGCGGCACAUACAUCCCAAUGGAAAUCAUUGCCAACCGCGCCCAGGAGGUCAUUACCACCAACUACAACGGCACUGGCAAGGACGGCAGCGAUGACGAGCACGCCAAGCGAAAAUCGUUCAUUGUCCUCGCCUCCGACGAUCCGACGGUCUAUGACUCUGAGGAUUUCAAGGGCUCAAUGCGUGCGCAGGAGCAGAUUCGCUUGGCCUCGAAGCAAGAGGUUCACAAAGCCGCGCCCGAUAGACAUGUGAUGCACCACUUCGAGGACGAGUCUUUCGGCUGGGAAGGUGGUUUUUUCGCCGCCAUGUUCUGGAACCUAGGCCUGUCGUCGAUGAGCGCUUCCAAUGCCGCGACGGCCAAGAACAAGCAGUUGGCCCCAUCGGCCGAGACUCUGCGUCUUCGUGGCUACAUUGGCCGCGCCUACAUGAUGGAUCUUGCUGUGCUGGCGGGCGCAAGCGAUGCUGUCAUCUGCACUGUCAGUUCCAUGGGCUGCCGCCUUCUGGCCGUCAUGAUGGGCUGGGAGAAGGCCAUGGAGGCACAAAAUUGGAUUAACGUUGACGGUCCCUACGGAUGGACCGGUAUCUCUCUCUGA